Molecule: messenger RNA, 1835 nt
Organism: Brienomyrus brachyistius
Lineage: Eukaryota; Metazoa; Chordata; Actinopteri; Osteoglossiformes; Mormyridae
Product: P2Y purinoceptor 4-like
Exons: 2
Coding region: 445-1590 (381 amino acids)
Biological process (GO): G protein-coupled receptor signaling pathway
Cellular component (GO): plasma membrane
Molecular function (GO): G protein-coupled receptor activity
Source: RefSeq, a predicted model, not a curated record
UUGCUGACUUCAUUGCUAGUCCAUGGUGCUGAUGUAGCGAGGCAGCACUGUGUGUUUCAGCAAGUUAGAAUGCUGUAUCUGUGAUCGGAAGGUUAUUGGUUCAAAUCCCAGGGUCGGUAGGGUAAUUUCACUGUUGGCCGCUAAGCAAACUUACUUGCCCGUUCUCUCAAAAACAUAUAUCACUUUAUUACUUUCCUUAUCUACUCAUUUGGCAAAUGCAAAGGUGGCUCCCAGGGCAGGGCCCGGCACGGUGUGGCAGAUGGCUGGCCAGCCGGUGCCGGGGGAGGAGGCGUGUGGUGCCCCCCAGGGCGGGGUGUUUGCGUAGGCGCCCAGUCGUGCUCGUCACCCAGGUAUGCGGCCGGCAUCACGGAGCCGCGCUCAGCUCCCCCGCUACUGCCACAGAAACGCCUCCACCACCAGGAGAAGCCAGGCAGCCUCCAUGACAUGGGGAAUGCACAGACACAGCAGCCGCUGGAGAUGGCCUACUGCGACCUGAGUGGCCAGGCCCAACAGGCCAUGAUGGUCAUUCAGCUGUAUAUGCUGCCGGCCUUCUUCCUGGGGGUGCUGGCCCUGGGACUCCCCCUCAACCUGCUCUCCCUCUGGGUCUUCUCACGCCGCCUGAAGCGCUGGUCUCGUGGCACGGCGUUCCUCUUCAACCUGGCCCUGGCCGACACCUCCUGGCUCCUGGUUCUACCGUUCCUGGUCCAGUAUCACCUGGCCCAGAUGAACUGGACCCUGGGCUGGCCGUUCUGUACCGCGGUGCGCCUGGUCUACCACAGUUACUUCUACCUCAGCAUCUUUUUUGUGACGUGCGUCAGCGUGGACCGCUACGCCGCUAUCGUGCACCCGCUGCGCUCGCUGGCCCUGCUGGGCCGCCGGCCCACCAGCCUGCUCUGCAUCUCCAUCUGGGGCUUCACCUUGGCCUUCAGCAGCCCCGUGGCCCUGAUGACACUGACCCAGCGCUGCCCGAGGACCAACCGCACCAUCUGCACCAUGUACGUCCUGCUGGAGAACACCCGGCAGAGCCUCCCCUUCUCCCUCUACUGGUCCUGCGUCGGGUUCCUGUUGCCACUCGCCGCUAUCGGCUACUGCUGUUUACGUAGCGUGCAGGAGUUGCGACGGCGGCCCGGCCUCCAGAACAGAAGGGGGCGCCAUUUAACUAGGGUGCUGAGCAUCGCGCUGGUCCUCUUCGCCCUAUUCUACCUACCCUACCACGUUACCCGCAAUGGGGCCAUUGUGGUGCGGGCUGUCCACCCCUGGGACCAGGCCAGGUGGGGGCCCGCCGACGUAGCUUUCUCCCUGGAGAUGUGCCUGUGCAGCCUCAACACCUGCGUCAACCCGCUCUUCAGCUGCUCCGUGGGCCGCCAGUUUCGCCAGGAGUUCUGGGGCAUCGUCGCCAGACUGUGCCAGUGCGGCUCAAACCCAAGGCUGACGGCGGCUCUUCAGGAGAGAGCUCUGGGGCCGCAGGAACAUGGCACAGCCGCGGUGUGGGCCGAGGGCACCGCGUGCUUGACGCACAACUGGUUUCUAUCUCGCCGGGAGAAAGUGGAGCCGUGGAAGACAGAGGGCAAGCAGUCAGCAUGUGAUUAAUGAACUACAUCAAGCUCUUAGCUGACAUGCAGACUGCUGCACUAAUCAGAGUGUAAAACAAUAAUAAACUUUGUGGACUUUGUGCAGUUGAAACCUUCCCAUCUAACACCUUUUGUAAACUUUAGAGACAAAUUGGGGGUGGGGGGGGGAGGCACCACAUUUGCGUUAAAAAUUUUACAGAUUUGCACUGCAGAUGUUUUGCAUAGUGUCCGUGUUAGUUCCUCUCCUGUCUCAAUGCCAGAUCA